Molecule: messenger RNA, 2146 nt
Organism: Centropristis striata (black sea bass)
Lineage: Eukaryota; Metazoa; Chordata; Actinopteri; Perciformes; Serranidae
Gene: zranb2
Product: zinc finger, RAN-binding domain containing 2
Exons: 9
Coding region: 77-1105 (342 amino acids)
Biological process (GO): RNA processing
Molecular function (GO): lipopolysaccharide binding; RNA binding
Source: RefSeq, a predicted model, not a curated record
UGGGAGGAGCUUACUAUCGCUGCAUGAACACUGAGCUCAGCUUGCAGCGAGCCACACACUCUUAACAGCCACUAACAUGUCGGGGAAGAGUUUUCGAGUUAGCGACGGGGACUGGAUUUGUCCUGAUAAAAAGUGUGGAAACGUGAACUUUGCUAGAAGAACAAGUUGUAACAGAUGUGGCAGAGAGAAAACCACAGAGGCAAAGAUGAUGAAAGCAGGAGGAACAGAGAUUGGAAAAACUCUGGCUGAGAAGAGUAGAGGCCUCUUCAGUGCAAAUGAUUGGCAAUGCAAAACAUGUGGCAAUGUGAAUUGGGCACGGAGGUCAGAAUGCAACAUGUGUAACACACCGAAAUAUGCCAAGCUCGAAGAGAGAACAGGUUAUGGUGGAGGUUUCAAUGAAAGGGAGAAUGUGGAGUACAUUGAACGGGAGGAAUCUGAUGGCGAAUAUGAUGAAUUCGGUAGGAAAAAGAAAAAGUUUCGUGGAAAAAGCAACAGCACAUCUUCCUCAAAAGAAAGUGAAAAGAAAGAAGUAGUAGUAAAAGGUGAAGAGGAAGAGGAGGAAGAAGAGGAAGAUGAUGAGGAAGAUGGUGACCUUUCCAAAUACAAACUGGAUGAUGACGAAGAGGAAGAUGAUGGAGACCUGUCAAAGUAUGACCUGGACGCCAGUGAUGAAGAGAAGGCAGCUAAGAAAAAGGGCAGCCGCUCGGGUUCAUCCCGUUCCCGCUCGUCCUCGCGCUCCUCCAGCUCCAGCUCACGGUCGAGGUCCAGGUCCCGCUCUAGAAGCUCAUCCAGUUCCAGAUCUGGAUCUCGCUCGAGGUCCCACUCCAGAUCCAGUUCCAGGUCUGGAAAGGGCUCCUCUCCCCGGAAGAGGUCCCGCUCACCCUCCUCCUCACCUGAGAGGGGUCAGAAGCGCAGUCGCUCCAGGUCUUCAUCUGGAGAGAGAAAGCGGAGGCGUUCUAGAUCACAUUCGUCCGAAAGGUUUGGGUUUCUGUGGAAUACCACAAUGGCACUGAUUAUUAUUAGCCAUCUCUCGCCUCGCUUAUGGGAAUUCAUAUUUACAGAAAAAUAUUCACAUUUGCUUUACAUAUAUUUGUUUUUCUUUUAAUGUUCUUGUUCUUGUACUUGUUUCAAGUGUGCAUAAGUCAACGUUUACACCUUGCUGACCUGGUUCUUCUUCCCAUGGUGUUUGUGUGAUUUCAGGUGCCGCGGACAGUCCUCUGGAUCCUCCCAUUCUGGCUCCAGUUCAAAAAAGAAAUAACUUUAUUUCAGCCUUUAAAACAAGAAAAGGAACCCUUACUAGAAAAGUGCAUGUUGUGUUGCAAGGAAAACAACCACAUCAUUUCAGUAUGCUGUCCAUUUUCAUAGAAAAGUCUUAUUUCCCCCCCCAAAAAAAGACAGCGGCAACAUGACUUCUCUGUGCCGUACCCAUCGUUACAUGCUCCCUUUUUAAAACCACAUACACCCCAAUCUGUGACAAGUGUCUGUAACUGCAGGUGUCCAAUAAACUAAAUGUCUGGUCCUAUAAGAAAAUCAGAAACUGUGAAGAGGCUGUUCCCAUUCUGCUGAAUAUCUUCGUGGCAGUACAUUUUUAUUCUACUGAUUUGUAGGGAAAUUAAAGUAAAGAUUUUAACUUUUUUGGCCCGAGUAUACAUCUGAGAUUGUUACUUUAUUUUUUUAAUACAUAAGCCUACAUUCUUCAUUUUUUUUGUACAUGAAAUGUGAAGUACUUAAGCACCUAUUUAGAAUAAUGGAGAUGUAGCAAUGAAUUUUGGCCCUUUUGUUCUAUUUUCUUGAUAAAUAUAUUUUGCUUUGUGUUUUCAAGGUAAGUAUUUUACUUUUUAAUAUUACUUGUUUUAACUAAAUGGCAGUAAAUUCAAUGUUCUUUGAUUAGGUGUUUAGUAUUGUUGAUUUUUUUUUUUCUUUACACAAUUGUCACCUGUUUUACAGCUCAGUUAUUCCUCUUCAUUUGUCACUUGGGAAACUAAUGACUUAAAUAAAUGACUGAUAAUCACGCACCAGAUUAGCACACCCAGCAUAGCAACCACCAUACAGUAUAUCUCGAUUCAUGGUAGAAUGUGGCAGUACAGUCUUUCUAUUGGUGAAACAACUCAAAUGUACACGUGUAAAUAAACUCCUGUUGACAUUG